GGCUCUCGAUUUAGAUCCCUUCACGUUGGUGUUGUGAGAAAUGAGCAGGGUGCCUAAAGUUUUUGGCAAGACCUAUACGACUCCGCGGAGACCGUUUGAAAAGGAGCGUUUGGACCAAGAGUUAAAGCUCAUUGGUGAAUAUGGUCUGCGCAACAAACGCGAAGUAUGGAGAGUAAAAUAUGUCUUAGCCAAGAUACGUAAGUCAGCCCGCGAGUUGCUGACACUGGAUGAUAAAGACCCCAGACGGCUUUUUGGAGGGUCCGCUCUGCUGAGACGCUUAGUUCGAGUUGGUGUACUUCCCGAAGAUAAGAUGAAACUGGAUUUCGUUUUGGGCUUGAAGAUAGAAGACUUUUUAGAACGAAGACUUCAAACUCAAGUUUUUAAACUUGGUUUGGCCAGAAGCAUCCAUCAUGCCAGAGUCCUCAUCCGCCAACGGCACAUAAGAGUAAGAAAACAGAUGGUUAACUGUCCUGGGUUUCUGGUACGUUUGGACUCAGGAAAACACAUAGAAUACAGUACAACAUCUCCAUAUGGUUGUGGUCGCCCUGGUAAGCUCAUUUACAGUAUUUUCCUAAUUCUUCAGGUCGUGUCAAAAGGAAAAAGGAGCGUAAAGCCCAAGGUGGUGACGACGAGAACGGAAGUGAUGAAGAGUGAUUAUUAGCUUCAACGGAAUAAAUAUCGAAAUUGCA
This is a messenger RNA of Schistosoma haematobium, 689 nucleotides long. RefSeq names its product 40S ribosomal protein S9. Lineage: Eukaryota; Metazoa; Platyhelminthes; Trematoda; Strigeidida; Schistosomatidae. Gene Ontology annotation, cellular component: cytosolic small ribosomal subunit. Gene Ontology annotation, biological process: positive regulation of translational fidelity; translation. The record is from RefSeq and is a predicted model, not a curated record. Gene Ontology annotation, molecular function: structural constituent of ribosome; rRNA binding. Bases 41 to 661 code for a protein of 206 amino acids. The transcript has 2 exons.